AUGGCAGACUCUGCCUAUUCAUUCAGUUUAACGACCUUCAAUCCGUCUGGAAAACUGUUACAGAUUGAGUACGCACUUAACGCUGUUAAUACCGGAGGCAAGACGUCAUUGGGCAUUCGCUGUAAAAAUGGCGUGGUUAUUGCUACGGAGAAGAAAUUACCGACGAUUCUAGUGGAUGAAAACUCACACAAGAAGAUUGCAAUGGUCUCGGAGCCUGCAGGGAUCGUGUACAGUGGCUUGGGUCCGGAUUAUCGUGUCUUGGUGCGUAAAGCACGUAAAAAGGCUCAGAUUUACUUUCAAAAGUACAAAGAACACGCUCCUGCGAGUAUUUUAGUGCGUGAAAUUGCGGCGGUCAUGCAGGAGUUUACGCAAUCGGGUGGUGUCCGUCCGUUUGGUGUCUCGAUCUUGUACGCGGGCUAUGAUGACGACGGUCCUCAAUUGUAUCAGAUUGAUCCAUCAGGAGCUUAUUUUGGAUGGAAAGCUACGGCUAUUGGAAAAGAUUCGGUUAGCGCCAAGACGUUUCUUGAACGGCGUUACAAUGACGACUUGGAGAUUGAAGAUGCAAUCCAUACGGCGCUAUUGACACUUCGUGAAGGAUUUGAAGGCGAGAUGGAUGAAACUAACAUUGAGGUGGGGAUCAUCAAAGAAGAUAAGAAGUUCUAUGUCUUGACGCCGGCGGAGGUGAAGGAUUACUUGGAGCAAGCUGAAUAA
This is a messenger RNA of Peronospora farinosa, 711 nucleotides long. The record is from the annotation of a GenBank genome assembly. Lineage: Eukaryota; Oomycota; Peronosporomycetes; Peronosporales; Peronosporaceae.